This is a messenger RNA of Siniperca chuatsi (mandarin fish), 2087 nucleotides long. RefSeq lists its product as uncharacterized. Lineage: Eukaryota; Metazoa; Chordata; Actinopteri; Centrarchiformes; Sinipercidae. The transcript is spliced from 4 exons. The coding region runs from base 73 to 1170 and encodes 365 amino acids. The record is from RefSeq and is a predicted model, not a curated record.
CGUCUUGAUUCUGAAAACAGUGUCCAGAUGAUUACGACUGAACCUUUUUUAUGAUAAAACACUCCUGGACGAAUGAGGGACUACACGGUCCCAUCUACAGCACAGACUUUACUACCACACAGUCAUGCCACCUUCAAAAGUAUUUCUGAUGAUUCUGCUGUGGUGGGAUGUAUCAGCAGUGAUGAUGAGACUGACUACAGGGCUGUGAAGAAACACCCAACUCAUCUAGAGAGGUACACACAACUUACUUUAGCAGCCCUCAAAAGGAAGUCAUCCACUGAAGGUUCUUUGGCCCCACCCUCCAAACAAACCAAGCUGUGGGAGACUCAAAGAGUGUCCCAGGCAAGUGUGGAUAAAGUAGUCCUCCAAUUCAUUGUCCAAGGCUUGCACCCACCACACAUUGUUCAGCAACAGAGCUUCAUUGAUCUUGUGCAACAUCUUCAGCCAAAUACAAAUGUCAUGACACGCAAUACUGUUGUAAACAAAGUCACAAAGGCCUCUGUUGAAAUGAAAAGAAAACUGAAAGCUGCCCUUAGUGAAAUUGAGUUCAUAGCAACAACAACAGACUGCUGGACGGCACACCGUCGCGGUUUCAUUGGUGUCACUGCGCACUUGUUUAACCCUCAGACCAUGCAGAGAUCUUGUGCUGCCCUGGCAUGCAAGCAACUUAAAGGGUCCCAUACCUUUUCUGCCCUGGCUGGUGCCCUAAAUGAUAUUCAGACAGAAUUCAAUAUCAGAGAGAAGAUUGUUCGCACAACAACCGACAACGGAUCAAACUUCCUGAAAGUCUUCAGAGUUUAUGGGCAGACUGACGAGAACAACAAUCCUGAACCUGUAGGAGAGGGUGAUGGAGAAGAGGAUGAUAGUGGCCAAAAUGAUGAUUAUGAUGAAGAAGAGGAAAGUGUUGAGGGUAUUGAAUUUGUUGAUGCUGGAGCCCUGUUGGACAAAGAUGACUACUUGGAAUACCAACUACCCAAGCACCAUCGCUGCGCCUGCCACCUCCUCAAUUUAGUGUCCACAGUUGAUGCUUCAAAAGCAGAGGUCAACCCAUUGUACAAGCGCGUGUCAAGGUCCACAUUUGCCAAAUGCUCUAGCCUGUGGGACAAAAGUUCAAGAUCAACCAUCGCAUCUGAAGUAAUUGAAGACCACCGCAAACUCCAACUCGUAUAGCCUGUUGCUACAAGGUGGAAUUCACUCUUCUCAGAAAGAAUAAUGAGAAUAACAGGAGAACAAGGUGAAGGAGCCCUUGCAGCUGUCUGCAGUGAACUAGAUACACCUAAGUUUACUCCAGUGGAACUUGCAUUUCUUGCAGAAUAUGCAAAGACAAUGAGCCCAGUUGUAAAGGCACUGGAUGUUGAACAUACAGAUGGAAUGGUUGGUCCCCACCAUAACUCUACUAAGGACCAAGCUCCAGCACCUUCACGUCACCUCCAAGUUCUGUGAACCUUUGAUUGCUGCACUCUUUCAGGCCUUGAAAAACACUUUGGUGAGAUGCUUGCAGAUGCAGAGUUGAUAGCCGCAGCCAUUCUAGUUCCCAAAUUUAAGACCUGCUGGACUAGUGAUGAAAAUAUCCUCAAACUUGGCCUUGACUAUAUCAGAAGCCACUUGGACUGUCAGGCCGAGAAUCACAUCAGCGAGGGCUCUCAGUCAUCUGAGGAAGAGGACUUCUUUUCCUCCUUGAAGAAGACUGGCCCUCUUGGAACGACCCAGCAGUUGGAUGCGUACCUGGGGUGCCCAGGAGACACAGUAGAAGUACUGAAGUCCUUUCCAGCUGUGUGCCAGCUAUCACUUAAGCUCAAUACCGCACUCCCUGCCUCAGCAGCCUGUGAAAGACUGUUUAGUGUUGCAGGGCUGAUCUUCAGGCCAAGAAGAGCAUGUAUUAGCUCAAAGAACUUUGAGAACCAGCUGCUUUUGCGGCUGAACAAAGCAUAUUGGUAAUUUGUUGUAUGUUCUGUGCUUAACUGAUGUAGAUCCUGAUGUAGAUUACCCUGUUGUUGUACAUACAGGAUUAAGUCAAAAGUGUUACAUCUUCUAGUUAAAUGUGACAUUGUUGCCAUUAGCUAUAGAAGUGAGCAUAGUACAUUCCA